This is a messenger RNA of Cyclopterus lumpus (lumpfish), 6794 nucleotides long. It is a transcript of the gene bcor, whose product is annotated as BCL6 corepressor. The transcript has 14 exons. NCBI's taxonomy places the organism in Eukaryota, Metazoa, Chordata, Actinopteri, Perciformes, Cyclopteridae. Bases 1004 to 6535 code for a protein of 1843 amino acids. Gene Ontology annotation, biological process: negative regulation of transcription by RNA polymerase II. Gene Ontology annotation, molecular function: transcription corepressor activity; protein binding. Gene Ontology annotation, cellular component: nucleus. The record is from RefSeq and is a predicted model, not a curated record.
GCUGUGUGUGCGUGCGCGCGCAGCCAGUGCCGUGCGCUAGAGGCUUAUGGUAAUUGCGGUCUCCCGACUGGCCUUCUGGGUAGAGUCUGCGCGAGUGGGAGUGGAGCGAGUCGCUCGGUCUCGGCAGCGUUCAUCCAUUCUGUGAGGCACUCCCCGUACGGCUCCGCGCGUCCUCGGUCUCGAACCCUCUGCUGUUCCCUGUACGCUCCGCGGGCGAAACGCGAGACCACACGGACUAACCUUUACAAAAAGCUUCCGAGACUCGGAUAUUCCGGUUGUCGGAAGAGGACAUGGAGUGAGCCGGAGAAAAGGGGGCUUUUUCCGAGGACGGCGUGCUCCGCUGAAACCCAACAUGGCGCUGCUGCGAGGUACGGCCAAGCUGAAUUAAUUUCUCCGCGAGUCCGCCGACCUCGCCACCUGUAUCCUGUGGGGAGACCGGACCGCACGGCGCGUCGGCUCUGCCGGACCUUAACGGACCUUCUGUAGUGGAUUUCUCUACACUCUGACGCUUGUUUUCCCCUCCGCACAGGAUCUCCUUUUUUUGUGUCGCUUUAUGGCAACCCAAGUGACAUUUGCAGCAGCCAAAAAGUCCGCUGUUAAUAUCUGGUAACGGAUGAGAGUUGCCUGUAGACAAUAGAAUAUGACCGAGAGCUUUUAUUUGUGAGACUUAUUUGGUUUCGUGACAAGUGGAUAACCUGUUAGAGACUUUUUUUUUAGUUGUGUGUUUUUUUUUUUCCUCCCUUUUGGCCGGGAUUGCGUGUCUCCAGCAGACGGGACCGUGACCGGGCUGCUCUCUCCGUAUACGCACAAGGAUCGCUAUCCUCCCAGUUAACUUGUGGGGGGCAGUGGGGGGCAAAACAACAGGAAAAAAGGCGUGAGUUGGGGUUACACGGACGACGGCUGGAACUAGCACCAAUUAACCAGGGCAACAUCUGUUCGUGAUGUCGAUGCUGAGACCCAAACCAACCUGGAACUAAGACAAGGGAACCACAUCACACGAAACAUGGUGGAUGCAAGGUUGACGCCCCUGGCAGCAAUGGGGCUGGACCGAGGCACUUUGAUGCACGACGGUCUUCGUCUCCAUGGUGGGGUUGUAUACCCAGGCAUCAGAGCACUGCCAGUGGAGAAGAGCCGAGAGACGUGCUCCCUCCCCCUCACUUAUAACAGGGAUGGUCUCCCAGAGCUCAUCUACAAGCCUGAUGGCCCCUUGGACAGUCGUAAGCCCACUAAUGGAUAUCUGGGCCUGUAUAAGGGCAUUCCUCCAGGUCUCCACAAGCCUGUGCUUGUUCAUGGAGCUGAAGGUCUAGGCUUGGAACGCAGACUAGGGCCUGGAGAAAAGGCAUCUGAACUAGCCUUGGCAGGCGCUGGUGGCAGCUACCUCCGCCUGCCUUGGUACAGUCCCUACCCUGAAGCCAGCAUGUAUCCCUUCAUGGACACAUCCAAGUACGCAGCUCUAAACAUGUACAAAGCCUCCUUGCUAAGCCAACCCAACCCCUAUCUUGCCCAGCACCUGGCAUACCCGUCUCUGUGUGCAUCCCAGGGGGGCAACGUUAACCCUGCUGCUGCCGUAUCCGCUGCCGAGAGGCUCUACUACAUGCCCCCCUAUCCUCCUUCCCCCAUCUCUUCUCCCUUGGGGGCACCACCAAUGAGGAUUCCUGCAGUGACAGUGGCCCCCACAUCCAUGGUCCACUGCCAGGACAAGGGGCUUGGUGUUGCCCCUCAGUUUGCACAGCAGCUUCAUCAACCUUCCCCUCAUGCUCAGCAUCAUCAGGCUGCCAUAGAUAGGGACCGGUCCCCUAGCAGGAGCAGCAGACCAAGCAGACCUCCCUCUAGGAAGGGCUCUAGCAACAACAAUAAUACCAGUAGCUCUAACACUAGUGGCACCAAUAGUGGGAAUAAUAAUAGCCUGCCCACUGAUUCUUCUCCUCAUGCAUCUUCUCGCCUUCCCCAGCCUCCCCCUCCUCCCCCUCCUCCUGCCCUUAUUGACAGCUCACUGGAUUUACAACGCCCAGUUGCUAGAAUAGGACACCCACCGGCCUCCUCCUCCUCUUCAAUAUCUUCAUCAUCCUCAUCCACACAGUGCAUUCCUCAUCCAUUCUCUGUAAGCAGCAUGGCAUCAGAGCAGCCUUCUCCUGCCCGGCCCAGCCCCCAUAAAUCUAGGCCAAGAGACGGGGCACCUGAGCACAGAAAUGCAGGGGUUGAGAGAAGACCCAGCAGGUCACCCUCCAAACCUAAUUUUGAGAGGCCUGCUCACCAACCCCAAGCAACCAAAGACUCGACAGAGAAGCCCUUGGAUUUGUCUGGAAGAAUGCUGGAGUUUGGGUUGCCUCCCAAUGGAUUCCCAGUUAAGAUGGACACUUUAGCUUCAGGCGCACGUUAUGGACUGCCCCCUAGCCGAGAGCUCCUAAAGGACAAAAACCUGUCCCUGUCUCCUUCCUCCCACCCACACUCCGUGGUCAGCAGCACUUCUUCAAAGGUCCCUGAAAGGCCAGAAAUGAUAAGCACUUUACACUCCUCCUGGGUUGUACCUAGCCCGUCUCCAUCCCGUACACAGCACACAACAGGCUUGCCCCCCUCCCCAAGGCCUAACACAGACCUGGGCCUUUCUCAACCCAAAGGCUCCUCGCCCUCUGUCAUCAAACACAAGGGUCUGGAGAGAGUACUUCCUCAGCAACGUAGCUCAUCCUGUCCAAGGACAGGGGAGUCCAACCAUAAUGUGUCCUCCACUCAACUCUCUAUGGUCAGCUCCAGGGCUCUUUCUCCCAAGCCCAAUGGUGAGUGGGUCAAACACAGCCCUAGUCAUUCAGAACACCCAGGCCACCACAGAGAGGGAACAGAGAAGUCCUCCCACACCACUAAGAGAGGUGAAACAACUCCAGAACUGUCAUCAUACAAAAGGCCCUGUUUAGAGAAUGGUCACGCCCCUGGCCACCUUUACCUUCCUCAAAGUGACGCUUACCUGAACCACAGUUUGGCCUAUGCCAAUAGAUACCUGCACUACCCUAUCCCCGAUGGCAUGGCGCUACACUCCCUGCCAAUUGCAGGGAAAGGCCCAGUUUACCCUCACCCGGUAUUGCUGGGCAGCAACAGUCUUUAUCCAACCCACUUGGCAGCAAAACACCCUUUACCCUACCACAACCUCCCAGCUGGUCCAGGAGGGGAAUACCUCACUUAUAACUCGCAGGAGAUGACCCAUCCCCUGAUGCAAACUCACUCAGAUAAGCUGGCAGAAAGGGGAGAUGCAACCUUGAAGCCUCGGGGACAGGAGAAAUCCCGGGGGGUUGUCGAAGAAUGCGGGGGCCACAGAGAUCACAUUGGGAAAGAGAUAGGCGAUGGAAGCCAAAUUAAGUCUGAUUGGGAAGCAGGAGCACAAGGACACGGUGGCAAUCAAAGCAAAGCCCCCUCUUCUUCUGUAACAUCCAGAGAAAAGAUUGUCUGCAUUGACCUUGUACACUCAGACACAGAUAUUGAGUCUACCCCAACAGUCCACAAACAGCCCUCUGCUGAGACAAGCAGCAAGGUUAACCAAAAUGAAUGUUGUCAUAGUAACCAAAAUCUGACAAAGCCUGAGUACGAGCCAAAACACCAACACCGCCUUUCCCAUCCUUAUCCCAUCCACUCCGGACACAGCCCCACCCUGAAGUCCAAUCACACUGAUAGACAGCCAGAAACUCCCUUUGGGAAACCAAAGGCUCUUCAGGACACGGGCUGUCCUGGGGGGACCUCCAGCACAUCCCCGACUUCUCCAGGGCAGUUUGCCCAAGCCGAGGAGAGCCCAGGGGAGCGGAGCCCCAGCCCAGACCCCGACGACCAAGACCAGAGCACCUUGCGCUGUGCCCGCACAUCUGGAGAUCGCAGCUCUGGUAAGGACAAACGGGACAGAGACUGCCGAGCUCUUCACUUCUCUCAGCACUGCACCGAUGUGGUGAAGGAGGAGAGAGCGUGUGAGGGGGAGACUGAAAGAGAAGACAGCAUUGUUGACCUAGGGGAGUCUCAAGGGGAUGAUGAUGAUGAUGAUGAUGAUGAUGACUACUACGAAGAUGGCCUGACGUCACCGAAAGGCUCCCGUAGAUCCAGUCUGGCCAAGAGAAUCGCUAACUCCUCAGGCUACGUUGGCGACCGCUUUAAAUGUGUUACCACUGAGCUGUAUGCUGACUCCAGCAAGCUGAGCCGUGAACAGAGAGCCCUGCAGAUGGAAGUCAUAUCACGAGAGGGGAGUAAUAUAAGUCAACCUGCAGCUAACUGGGAGCGGGCAAUGAUGCGGUUCUCGGAGCUGGAGCUGAAGGAGAAGGAGGGCGGCGGUGUGUGCGUGUCUGCCUUGGCAACGGCAGCAGGACGGGAGCUGGCAGACGGCCAGCGUAGAGAACGAGUGCUGGAACACUGCCAACACACCACCAGGCAGGGAGAGAGGGAGGGUGUCCGGCUGGCGUAUGCCAACAGAGUGCCGGUCCUCCAGAGGUGCGGUGCCCUGAGUGAGCCCUGCAUGUCCCCAGGGUACAGGGCUCGAGAGGGGGCCCACCAAGGCGGGCUGAAUGACGGGGCCAGGACCGUGAAGAGGGAGCCAGAAGGGGGUCAUUGUUUGCCCCCCACUUUGACGCCGGCGAAAGGGUACCCUGAGGCCAGCCCCGGCUUCGGAGCCAACAGGAAACGCCAGCUUGGCCUGAAGGCCGAGCAAGAGGACACGGAGUGGGAGGAAGGAGACAGGGUGUCCCACCCGGAGAAAAGAGCCAAGCUUUCUACGGAUGAGCAUGAGCAGGCCGGCACUGACGACGACGACGACGAGGUUCGGAAGCUCAAGGUCUGCAUCGAGCUGAAGGGACUGCGGCUCAGCAAGCCUGCUGCCGGCGCAGCCUCCCCCGACGGGCCCCUGAUCAAACAGGAGAGGGCGUGGCCCCAGCCCCGAUUGGUGGCUCCGGUCCAGAGUCAGCGGGAACGCAAGAUCCGGCCCGGUGAGCUGGAGGACAGGGCCUCCGCGGCGCACAGAGCCGAGAUCAACAGGAAGUGGGGCUGCGAGAAGCUGCUUAAUGGAGUAGCUACUUCUCCCCUCCCCCCCGGCCAGCUGAAGGACAGAGCACACUCUCCGGGCCCCUUCUUAGGUGACCGCGGCCUCAAGGAGCCCAGGAGGGGCCCUCCGUCUCCGGCCCCGGAGUCAUGCGUGGGAGGCCCCCCUUGUAUCAAGCCCCGUCGCCAUAGUGACACGGACAAACCCAAGGGCAAGCGGCCGUGCAAGACCAAGCACACCAGUCAGAGGGAGCGAGAGCGGGAGAAGAGGAAAGAGGCCACACCUAGCAGCCCGGGCUCGCGCUGUGCGGUUGAUCUGGGAGCGGCGGAAGAUGACAAGCUGAGUGAGCAGCGCAGCACUCAGGGGAAGGGAGCCUCCUCCCCUAAUCAUUACCCCUGCUCUCCAGUCAAGCCCUGCUCCCCCGCCGCGCUCUGUCCGCCGACCCUGCUGCCCCAGGCGAACGGCAGGGCGUGCUGUGUCCUGCCAGAUGAGGUGGCGGCGGCAGAAGCGGCUGUGGCUGCCGCGGCGGGGCUGUACAGGGCCCCCCCUGCCGAGGCCCCCUCGGUGCGUCCCAUCCCGCCAGAGGCUCGUCGGCUGAUCGUGAACAAGAACGCCGGCGAGACUCUGCUCCAGAGAGCCGCGCGGCUGGGCUACGAGGAGGUGGUGCUGUACUGUCUGGAGAACAGAGUAUGCGAGGUGAAUCACCGGGACUACGCCGGCUACUGCGCUCUCCACGAGGCGUGCGCCCGCGGCUGGCUGAGCAUCGUCCAGCACCUGCUGGAUUACGGAGCCGACAUCAACUGCAGCGCACAGGACGGCACCAGGCCGAUUCACGACGCUGUGGAGAACGACCACCUGGACGUGGUGCGAGUCCUGCUGUCGUACGGCGCCGACCCCACCCUGGCCACGUAUUCUGGCCGGGGCCUGCUGAAGAUGACCCACAGCGACGGCAUGGAGCGCUUCCUCACCGAUUAUUUCUCCGACCUUCAGGGCCGCGCGGAUGACGACCCGGGGCUUUAUUGGGAAUUCUAUGGCAGCGCCGUGUGUGAGUUGAGCGAGGAGGGAGGUGUGUAUGACAUCCUGGCCGAUCCCCCGGGCCCAGAGGACGAGGACGAGGACGAUAAAAGAGAGGUGUUCGAGUUCGAGUUCUCCGACCGACCUCUGCUGCCGUGCUACAACAUCCAGGUGUCCCUCUCUCAGGGGCCAAGAAACUGGCUGCUCCUGUCCGACGUGUUGCGCCGGCUGCGGAUGUCGGGUCGCGGCUUCCGACAGGCCUUUCCCCACAUGGAGGUGGUGACGGUGGCGGAGGCGGAGUUCUACCGGCAGGCCUCCCUGUCGCAGCUCUUCUCCUGCCCGGAGGAGCUGGAGGGAUUCCACGCGGACAGCAAGGACCUGCUGGACCUGGUGGAGGACAGCGCCGAGCUGGCCGCCCUCCUGGGCUCCACGCUGGAGUGUCUGGACGACCGCUGGGACCGCGCAGGGGACAGACUGAAGGACAAAAUCAAGGCCAUCCACAAGGUGGGCUCGUCCUGACCAACCGGAGCCGCCGAACCCCGGACCUCGAUCCGCAUCGAGUGCAGUUCGCUUUAGAACCAACCAGGGGUUCCGAUGACAUGCCUUAGCCGGACAGGGAGGCUGCUCUGGACCAGCGCUGUACAGACGGACUGAAGCGGUCUAUCCGUUAACCGAGGAUCCAUACAUGUGUGACUCUCUAGACUUGAUAAUGGUCUUAUUUUUAUAAAUUAAUAUAUGUAUAAAUCAAUAAAUAUAUAUAUAUAUAUAUAUAUAUAUA